Molecule: messenger RNA, 2619 nt
Organism: Coffea arabica (coffee)
Lineage: Eukaryota; Viridiplantae; Streptophyta; Magnoliopsida; Gentianales; Rubiaceae
Product: serine/threonine protein phosphatase 2A 57 kDa regulatory subunit B' kappa isoform
Biological process (GO): signal transduction
Cellular component (GO): protein phosphatase type 2A complex
Molecular function (GO): protein phosphatase regulator activity
Source: RefSeq, a predicted model, not a curated record
UAACUCAAAAAUAGAUUAGCUAGCAGGGAUUGUUCCUUCUUCUUGUUGUUCAGAUUAGAACAUGAAAACAAGUGGGAUGAAGACAAAAGUACCCAUAAUCAAACCAAAAACUGAAAAACACACAAUAAUGUUUCCUUGGUACCCAGAUAUGGGUCCUCCGUCCUCAUAAUUAUGUCUUUGAUCAUUCACAAGCUAGCUGCUUCUUUUGUAUAACUAUUGCUAGUCUGAUAUCUCCUUAGUCUGCUGCUGCUACUACUAAAAGAGAAAAAGAAGGAAGAAAGUUAACUUUUUGAUUGAUUGCCUUUGAUUACUUCUUUUCUCUCAUGUAGUAUAGUAGUACCACAAGGCCAUCAGGCGCAAGUAGUACCACAUCUCUCUUCGAUCUUCACCACUCCCUGCUGCAAUUGUCUCAGGAAUCUUUCUACUUCUUCACAGUCCAACUCUGAUUCUGGUGCUCCUCAAAGCAGACCCACAAGCCCCAGAUUGGAGACCUGCUACUAUGCUUAAGCAAAUUUUAGCUAAACUCCCUAGGAAGUCAUUAAAAUCUGAUUCAUUAACCUCUGUUGGAAGUGAUUCUUGCAACACUAGUCCAAAUUCAGACAACGGCAUCCAAUUUACCAACACUUGCAGUGUGAUAUCGAGUAGACUGAAUGUAGUAAAGAGGAAGUCUUGGGCAAUUUUUCCUGCUAGCAUCAUAGCUGGAGGGGACUUGGUCGAGCCUCAUGUUCCUUUUAAAGAUGUUCCAAACGCUGAUAAACAGAGCUUAUUCGUGAGUAAGUUAAAUCUCUGCUGUUUGGUAUAUGACUUCAGCGAUCCAGGCAAGAACACCAAGGAGAAAGACCUUAAACACCAGAUAUUAUUAGAACUUGGUGAUUUUGUUGCUUCAGGUUCUGCAAAAUUCACUGAAUCAGCAAUUGCUGCAAUUUGCAAAAUGUGCACGGUUAACUUGUUCAGAGACUUUCCACCCCGAUAUCACUCUCAUGUUCCUCGUGGUGAAAGUGAAGAAGAAGAACCAUUAUUUGAUCCAGCUUGGUCCCAUUUGCAGCUUGUCUAUGAUCUGCUUCUCCGAGUCCUGAAUCAAAAUAGUCUUGAUGCAAAGCUAGCUAAGAAGUUCAUUGACCACUCUUUCAUUAUAAGGAUACUUGAUUUAUUUGACUCUGAGGAUCCAAGAGAAAGAGAUUGUUUGAAAUCAAUUCUGCAUCGUCUUUAUGGAAAGUUCAUGAUGCACAGGCCUUUUAUCAGAAAGGCUGUAAGCAAUAUAUUCUACCGAUUUGUUUUUGAGACUGAACGACAUAAUGGAAUUGCUGAGCUACUGGAGGUAUUUGGGAGUGUAAUAAGUGGGUUUGCUUUACCAUUGAAGGAGGAGCACAAAGUGUUCCUCUCCAGGGCUUUAAUUCCUUUACAUAAACCAAAAUCACUGGGUGUCUAUCAUCAGCAGUUGGCAUACUGUGUUGUACAGUUUGUUGAAAAGGAGCAAAAGUUGGCUGUAAUGGUGAUACAGGGGCUUCUGAAAUACUGGCCUGUAACAAGUAGUCAGAAGGAAUUGAUGUUUUUAAGUGAGUUAGAAGAGCUAUUGGAAAUGAUUAGCAUGGUAGACUUUGAGAAGAUCAUGGUGCCGUUGUUUCGGCGUAUGUCAUGCUGCCUCAACAGCUCCCACUUUCAGGUAGCUGAGAGAGCACACUUUUUGUGGAACAAUGAUCAUGUGCUUAAUCUCAUUGCACAUAACAGACAUGUUAUCAUGCCUAUGACCUUUUCAGCUUUGGAAUGGAACAGCCGGAACCACUGGAAUAAAACAGUUCUAAACCUUACACAGAAUUUAAGGAAGGUUUUAUCUGAAAUGGAUCAAGAACUGGCACUUGCCUGCCAAAACAAGGUGGAGGAGGAAAACUCAAAGUCAAGCUUGGCUGCUGAGAAGCGGAAAAUGACUUGGGAACGCCUUGAAACUGCUGCUAGCUGCCAAUCAAUAGUCAGUAGCAUUUCAGGAGUCAGAGAAUCAGCCUCUUGUGUUGUUAGCUACUAAUUGAUGAGAUAGACUCCUGUUCUUAUGUUUGCAUAGGAUCUGGGAGACAAAAUGAAUAGGAUAAAACUAGCUCCGCAAUAUAUACGGGUGAUCUUUGAUUAUCAUAAUAUCCCUUUGGAGCUCUGUUAUAUGGGAUGUCGACAAAUUGUUUCUGUGUUAUGAUGUGAAUUCAAGCUGUUUUUAAGGAUGACUGCAACUCACUGCUUCCUUAGUGUUCACAGCACUUGUAAUUUGCUCUGAUAAGCUACCCUUCCCCUUCCCUAGGGGUUACAAGGAAACCUUAUCUUCCUCCUCAGAAAUUGUCGUCACUUGUAACCAUUAUUGGUGAUGCCAAAGAUGAGUGCCUGCACUGAUAUAUAGUACUAUAAUAUCACAUCUACAUGUAUUAAGUUGCGAGGCUGAUCGUGGUUGAGGGCUCAGAUUCCAGAUUGUUGUGGUGAAGGCUGUUGGCAUGGCAUGUACAGUUCAGCUCAUCAUUGGUGUGGAAGUAGAGGUCCGUGAGAUUGCAUAGACAAUGGAAACUUGUGUUUUGCUCAGCCCUUUCCCUUGAGGAACAACUUUGUUCAGAAUGUUAAAUCAAUAUCAAGUUAUUAACACCA